CAUCGGGAGUUGUUCUAGGGUUGGCUGGAGCAGGGCAAAGAGAGAUCCAGGUGGUCCCCUAACCUUUCAGCGUGGCCAAGGCUUUGUGGGAAACUCCUAGUGUGGGUGAGCAUCUCUUGCGAAAUCUCGGGGAGUAUUUACCUCCCGGGCAUCCUGGAGGAGACCAGAAAACUUGCCUGUGAAAGUAUCCGCGCUUAGUUGAGUAGUGACGUUAGGGAGUUAUAUGGGGCAUUGUAUUGUUUUUGAGGACUUUGUGGUUUUUUAAUCCUUUGGGGGUAGGGUGGAACACGAGGAAGGUGAGACGUUCUGUGGUUGUGGGAGAUUUAAUGAGCCAUUGACUUCGAGGCGAUGGAUCACCUGUAGCUGUCAUACCCCGUUGGUGACUUUGCAAAGGACUAGGUAAACUUCAGGUGUCCCAGCUCCUGAAGGUCCAGUCGGGAGCCCUUUCGAAAAUGGGACUGUAGGAGCAAGAAAAACGAAUGAUUUCUUUUUUCUCUUUUCACCGAAGAGUUCAAAAGCGUUCACUGGAAAUCUUGAGGCGAUUUUAUAAUGUCCAGACUGGCUAGGUGGCGCUUUGUGGAAUAAGCAUAUGUGACUGGCAAUCCAGAAAUAAAAUGACCUUCUAUUAUAAGGGUGUUUUCGGGCAUCAUCGUUUUCACACGGGUAUCAGCAUGAUUAUUAGGACUGAAAAAGAGUUGGGUCAUGUUAGUAGAAAACAAAUCACCACUUCACAUGACAGAGUUAACCUGGCAUUUUAGUGCCAAUGCAGGUCAAGUUAUAAUUGCUUCUAAUUAGCAUUCCCAGGAGCUGUUAAAUUAUUUACUUUCAACUAAGUGUCAUUCAGAGGUCAGGAUUCUUGCCUUUUGGAAAUUACUUUUCUUUGGUAUUUUCACAGAAAUCCAAACACCAAAAAGCCAAAGUUAUUUGAAAAGUUUAAAAACUCUUCUGUCCCAGUAGUUUUCAAAGUGUGAUCUGAGGACUCAGGGUCUUUGAGGUCAAAACUUCUUUCAUAAUAAUGCAAGAUAUUUUAAUGAUAUUUUAAUUUCUAGCACAGCGUACAUGGAUAUGUUUAAACCCGUAUAAAUAAAAGCUUUUGGGGUCUUCAGUAAUUUUUGAGUAUAUAAGGGACUAAAAACUUUGAAAACUGCUAUCUGUCUAAUCUUGUUAAGUGUUUCCCAAAGUGCAGUAUGUCAUAGCUCAAAAACGAGGCUGAUGGUGAAGAAGACAUUGAAGAAAAGGAGGAAUGUUUGAGACGGGAGUGAAAAGGAAGGAGCAGGGCUAGUUAUAGUGGAAUUCUAAGACAGGAAGCAGUUCUGACCAUCUUUUCUGAAAGGAAACAGCACAAAUAACAAAAACAGCAAAUUCAUGAACAUAAGUUGCGCAUUAUGACAUCUUUGCACAUUAUGAAAAAAGAAGUGUCUUACUAAUUAAGAGUGACUACAAAAUGAAUGAGACAGUGAAUUCAAGAUGCAGUUUCCAGACUACACUUUAUAGGCAAAGUACGGGCUCUGUGAUUCGAUCAAAUUCUCCAACAACAACAUCUCAGAUUAUGGCGAGAAAGAAAAGAAGAGGGAUUAUAGAGAAAAGGCGUCGUGAUCGGAUAAAUAACAGUUUAUCUGAAUUGAGAAGACUUGUGCCAACUGCUUUUGAAAAACAAGGAUCUGCAAAAUUGGAAAAAGCAGAAAUACUGCAAAUGACAGUGGAUCAUUUGAAGAUGCUUCAAGCCACAGGAGGUAAAAGUUAUUUUGAUGCCCAUGCACUUGCCAUGGAUUUCAUGAGCAUUGGAUUCCGAGAAUGCUUAACUGAAGUUGCCAGGUACCUGAGCUCAGUGGAAGGUCUGGACACAUCGGAUCCCCUGAGAGUUCGACUUGUUUCUCAUCUCAGUACCUGUGCCUCUCAGAGGGAGGCAGCCGCCAUGACUAGCUCUAUGGCCCACCACCAUCAUCACCCUUUACAUCCACAUCAUUGGACAGCUGCUUUUCACCAUCUUCCUACAGCCUUGCUUCAACAGAAUGGACUGCACACCUCAGAAACCACCCCUUGUCGAUUGUCCACAGCGUCAGAAGUGCCUCCCCCUUCCCAUGGCUCAGCUCUUCUCACAGCUACUUUUGCUCAUGCCGACUCUGCACUUCGAAUGCCUUCCACGGGCAGCGUGGCUCCAUGUGUUCCGCCCCUCUCUACUUCUCUCCUGUCCCUCUCUGCCACUGUCCAUGCUGCGGCUGCAGCAGCCACAGCAGCUGCUCAUAGCUUCCCGCUUUCCUUUGCCGGGGCAUUCCCCAUGCUCCCACCGAAUGCAGCAGCAGCAGCAGUAGCAGCUGCAACAGCCAUCAGCCCACCUUUAUCUGUGUCAGCAACUUCCAGUCCCCAGCAGACAGGCAGUGGAACCAACAGUAAACCUUACCGACCCUGGGGGACUGAAGUUGGAGCUUUUUAAUAUUCCCCGGAAGCUUUCUACUAGACUUUUGGCAAUAGUAACUGAAUGUCCUUCAUUUCAGAGUCAGCUUUAAGGCCUGCACCCUGAAGGUAGCAGCCAUGACAGAUGCCUGAAAAGCCAUCAAGAAACAAAAAACACUGUUUUUAGACACAGAUCUCACAAGAAGAAAGGAUAUAUUGCCUGUUUUCUUCUUUGUUUUUGCUUUAGGCAUCUUGUUAACUAACAUCAGUGAGCUUUUGAAAAUGUCACAUUCUUUUUACCGUUUAAAAGUUUAUGAGGGAAAUAUACAGAUUCUAGAGAUAAUCUUCCAGCUACACAUCUUCAUGUUUGUGGGUUAGGAAAGAAAUACUCCAUGGAAUUCUCCAGAGGCUGGAUGAAAAAGAAAAAACCACGAUUUAAAGUUUCAUAAGUGCCUGAGCUAUUAAAUAUUUUCUUCAUAAAGGAAUAACAUUGCACAAGAAAAGAAGGUAGAGAGGUAUGGGUUAAGAAAUGAGAAGGGAGGGAGUACUGCAUUAGGCUGCAGACAUUUGAUACAUUUCUAGAGAAGAGUGCACUGUUAAAACCAACAGAUUUAUUUAGCUAAAAGAGGUUUCUGAGAAGUAAUUUUCAGGUUGAAAGGCCUAGUUUUAUCUUACCUAGUUUACUUUCUUUGUACAGACUUGCCAAGUGGUGACAUUUAGCAUAGCAUUGGUAUAAGCAAUUAUCCUAUCAGUGCUUGGAUUAACAAACAAUUCAGCACCACUUGCAAGCCUUCAGGCGCUUUUUUUUAAAAAUUGGCUUAAAACGUGGUGCUUCUUUAUUAGUGCACCUAUGUGUAUGUAACUGCCUACUGAGUGCCCACUGGAGAAUAUUUGAUUCAUGCCAAUACAAAAAAAAAAACUUCUUUGUAAGAUGUUAAAUUAACUUAUUUAGUUGUAUUUGGACUAUUUUUAUAUAUAUUAUAUAUGCUUUUCAUUGCCUCCAGAUAACAUGCAAAAUUUUUCUGUCACCUAUGAGGGAGAUUGUAAUUUCUGGGGACAACAGAUGAUGAGAUGGGUAGGGAGCAUUAGGAAAAGAAAAGGCACUAUUUUUUUUCAAGUUGCUCUUUCCCAAAUUCACCAAUUUCAUUUGAUUCCAAACCAAGAUGAAUGUAUUCAAUGUCAUGCCAGUAAAUUAUUUUAUGUCCAUUCCCAGACAAAUAGUGCUACACAAUGGUGUUUUGGUUUGUUUUUUUGCUUUUGUUUUAUGACAUAAAAUAAUCUCUUAAUACAUUAAAUCAAGCACGUGAGAUUUUAUGUUUUGGAAAAUAAAGACACAGCGUGUAUUAUGCACUUGAUUUCUCUGCUGUGUGGAGAAAGCAAUAAACAUUAUGAGAAUGUUAAACAUUAUGCAAAAUAUACUUUAAAAUAUUUGUUUUAAAAAUACUGUACCUAGUCUUUGUUUUUACAUUACUUUGUAACUUUUUUCUAUGCAAAAAUCUUUACAUAUCACUAAUUAAAUGAAUUCCUUUUUUGACUGUU
Molecule: messenger RNA, 3933 nt
Organism: Phascolarctos cinereus (koala)
Lineage: Eukaryota; Metazoa; Chordata; Mammalia; Diprotodontia; Phascolarctidae
Gene: HEY2
Product: hes related family bHLH transcription factor with YRPW motif 2
Biological process (GO): regulation of DNA-templated transcription
Molecular function (GO): DNA binding; protein dimerization activity
Source: RefSeq, a predicted model, not a curated record